Messenger RNA from Mesorhabditis spiculigera, 1059 nucleotides. Lineage: Eukaryota; Metazoa; Nematoda; Chromadorea; Rhabditida; Rhabditidae. The record is from the annotation of a GenBank genome assembly.
AUGCUGAGCCCAGGAAGCCGGCGUGCAGUUGCUUCGACUUUUUGGAGACAAUGGUUUUCCCUCCUCAUCGGCUUGCUCAUCGGGUGGCUGGCCUUCUCGCCGAAAUCUUGGUUAACGCGCGACCUUUCCUCCGCAAGGCCAACUAUUGAUGUUGCCGACAGAAGCAUUGUUCAUCAGACGGCGGAAGGAAAGAGCGCCAGCGACGCGCCCACCAAAAAUCGAAUAUCUCCAGAUGCGGCUUGGCCAAAGAUUUUCUGUAUGAUCAACUCCAUCCCCGGACAUCAAUCCCGCCGCAAGGCUGUCAAUGAUACCUGGGUCAAGCAUUGUGAUGGCCACAUUUAUGUCAGCACGAAGUUGGACGACACCAAAGAGCCCGCUUCCGAAUUCUGGACGUUCAAUUUCACCGAAAAGCAUGCGAUCAACAGUCAUAUCUGGAUCUGGGACCGUCUUCGCGCCUCAAUUCGACGCCUUGAAAAGGAAAAGGGGAAUGAGUACGACUGGUUUCUGAAGGCCGACGAUGACACGUUCGCGGUGAUUGAAAACCUAAAGGAGGCUCUCAAGGGUCUCAACCCGGAUGAGCCGCUCUAUAUGGGGGCCAUGCUGAAAUAUAUGGACCAAUCGCUGGCAAAACGCCCGAGGGAUUUCAUCUAUCCGAGCGGCGGUUCGGGGUACGUUUUGUCGCGGGGCGGGUUGAAGAAAUUCGUCGAAGUCAUCAACGAGUCCAAUGGGGAAAAGUGCCGCAACACCACUUAUUUACACGAAGAUACCGAGGUAGGAUGGUGUCUGCAAAGCGCGAAAGUGGCCGUGCUGGAUUCGGUGGACUUAGAUGGAAAGCAUAGGAUGCUACCGAUUGACGUGAUGGACAUCAUCCACCCAACGCGCGCCGAGAGCCAUUCGGAUCGUGGAUGGGCCCGUCAAUCGCUUGUGAAAACUUUGGCCGCGGGUCCAGAUUGUUGUUCUCCUCAUAUUAUCACAAUUCAUUAUGUUUCUGAUAUGUUGAUGUAUACGUAUUAUUAUCUCGUCUAUGAUGUCAUCGUUCCCGGUCGUCUUUCCGGCGAU